Messenger RNA from Daphnia carinata, 3768 nucleotides. RefSeq lists its product as uncharacterized. The coding region runs from base 1 to 3768 and encodes 1255 amino acids. The record is from RefSeq and is a predicted model, not a curated record. NCBI's taxonomy places the organism in Eukaryota, Metazoa, Arthropoda, Branchiopoda, Diplostraca, Daphniidae. The transcript has a single exon.
AUGCGAUCCUUGAACGUUUUCAUGAUCAUCGUCUCUAUUUUGAUGUACUGGAAGGUCCAUCCGGCAUCAGCGGCUGUACUGGCAACCAUCAGGUCGCAAGAUGGAAACAGUAAAAAGACUUUUGUUCUGGAAUCCAUUCGUCCUUCCACAUCUAACACGUCGAAAUUUAUAUUAGAUACCAUUGGAUCAAAGAAUGCUUCCCAAACUCAGCAAGUAAAUGGUUCCGCACUUCAUCCUCCGUCUCAAUCAGAGGAUCCAUCAUCCCCCCAACAGCAAAACCGACAGGGAAAACCUUUAUUUAUGGACGUCAACGUGAUUUUGAAUGGUGCAUCUCCAUUGGCGCUGUCUACAGAAACACCUUCAACAACAACGGUGUUAAACGAUCAUUAUGCAACAACCAUAAGAAGCAUCGAUGACAAACGUUCCAUUUCCGAUCCAUCGGCUUUGUUCGACCACCAAUCCGCUCAGAAAACAAGCCACUACGGAUUGAUUAAAGACUCAAAAUCAAUGUGGUUGCUGAAUGAUCGAGAAGAUGAAGACAUUGAAGAAUCAGACGAUUAUGAAGUAGUUGAUUUGAGCCAACCUAGUGGCUUUAUUGAUCGAACAUUCGAUGAAGAAUUGAACCCAAGUCAAUUCAAAAACGACGAAGAGGAUCCUGAUGAUGACAUAAUAUUGGUCAUUGGACAGCUCUCGACGUUGAGUCCCGCCACUCCCAUUCCGGAGAGAAGAGAUGGUAAUGCGGAAACGAUAUUCGAAGGGCACAAUCCCGAACAGAUUGGGUUAAACGAGUGGCCAGUGCAAAUUGGAUUACAGGCUCGAUCGAAAUCAGCCCAUACCACCAAACCCGUUGAGUUCCCAAUGGGUAACGUAAAUAAACAAAUGUCUUCCGGCAUGCAGGAAUCCCGCGGCCAGCAAACGGAAAACAAAAAAACUGAGGGGCAACAUAAUAAUAGCGUCAUUGUUUCGAACAGGAAAGGGAAUUUUGGAAACAACAGUAAUGGAAACUCGGACGAUGUUUCUGUUCGACCUAAUGUUCGAUCUCAAUUCAUGGACUCACGCGCCAGUAACAUUUUCUCAUACGAGAUGGGCAUGAAAUCAGCGGAUAUUGAGAAGAACCAUUACGGGAAUCCGAACGGUGGCAAACCUAUGAAAACUGUUACAUCUACCACUACAUCUAAACCAGAGAUAUCAAAACAUUACAACAGUUCGCACGAAACGAGGAAGCAAGAGACUAGUACGACUACCGAAUCUGAUGAACCGUUUUAUUAUCUCGAAGAUUCCGAGGAGGAAAGUGACCACAGUAUUGGCUUUGACUAUCCGGAUGAAGAAGAACGUGUAGAAGAACCAAUAGCAGAUGGAAUAAAUACAACGAGAACGAUCGCCAGACCGCAAUCAUCAGCUGGUAAAGGCCGACCACCGUAUUUUGUAAGCCCAUCUGUGAUUCCAUUACAUCAGCCUCUUGAUUUGGGCAACGAUUUUCAACCGAUGAAUCCAACUAAAUUCAUUAAAAAUCGAAUGGAUGUCGAUUCUAACAACGGAAUCACUUUCAUUGACGAUGCCAUCCAACCGAUGCUCGUUCUUCCAUUUCCAGCAGAUCACGUUCUUAUGAACCCGCCUAAUCUGAACGUAAAGCCACAACCGCUAAUAGCGACAGCGCUCCACCCUAUUGGUGAAACUCCACAGAAAGAUACUUUUCUUAUGAAUCAUGACCGCAGCUUGCCUUCUGGCCAACCGCUGAAUACCAUAACUAGCUCAAAUCCUCAUAAGAAGGUGGAGACUGUUAAACCACCUUCUGAGGAGACGGCUUUAAAACGUUUCGUCCACGAAAAGCAACAUAAUAGUUAUUCAAUCCAAGAAGAAACGAAGACCUCUGAUGAAAUCAAACCAUACUCAAUAAAAACGAGUAAAACAAACGCGUACGAAGACUCCGUAGCUAUCCACCAAGGUGGGCUACCUUUACGCAAAACGACGAGUUCAUCUACACAAGUUAAAUCUGUGCAUUCAAACAUACCUACUAGACCAAUGGCAUCACCGAAAAGUCACAUGGAUGAGAGUAUCAUCACUCCUAAUCCAACUGGACCCUUUGUUCAGACAGCGCACAUAACAAGGUCUAAGAAUAAGACUGGCUCUGGACCUUAUUUCAUUAGUUCUAUUGAAUCUGGCUAUCGGAGUUAUAGCCAUCCUAUAGAAAAAGAAAUGAUAAGACCGCUUAUUGAAAACAAUCGCAACUCGGCAGCAAAACGGGAUGAAGGAACUAACAGUAGAUCGCCUGCCAGUGCGGGCCGACCGCCGUAUUUUGUCACGAGCUCACCACCGACGAACCUGCCCAGCACUAAACCACCUAGACAUAUCAAAACCCACAAUGAACAUUCGAAUAGUAGUUUGCUGAGCUCCUCCAGCCAUGGUGUUCUUCAUCCAUCUGUGUUCGAUACCCGUACGUUUACAAUCGAACAGCAUCGAAGCAACGAGCAGACCACGACAACUCGAGUCCCUGUUGAAAAGAUAGCUAGUCAUCGAACUGACACGUUUGACAUAUCUUUUGGUCCUGUCCGGCCCACCAUUCCAUAUAUUUUAACGCGUUCGAAUGCUGCCCGACCCAUUCAACCUUCUUACCCGAGUUCUCCGGUUACGAAUGUCGAGCGACAAACGACAGAACGUAUCCUCGACAUCGACCCGGGAGAUGGAAGUAAAUUAUCAAUUGGAAAUGUUCCUAAUCCAAUUGGAAUAAGCAAUAAGAACAAUGUAUUUGUCGUUCCCAAAAAAGCAAAUGAAACUGCCCGAACGCCAGUUCCUAAUACAACAGUUUCAACAGUGUUCUCCACGAGCAAACCUGGACCAUCAAAUAAUAAACGAGAGACAACAACUGCAACGAUCGUUAAUCAUAAUAUGGGUAGUUUCGUCGUUACCUCUAGUCCUGUCCGGUCCUCUGUCCAGCCAACGUACGCAUCUCGGCCAGCAACUGUCGCUACAACUCCAACAACGAAAGAAUCCGCCAUUGUUAAAUCGGAAGACGAGAAUCACAAGAUCGACGUUGAUUACCCAGUGCAAGAAAAAUUGGGAAACCUUACGCUAGUCCUCCAAAAUCCAAUAGGAAUCAGCAAUAAGGAUAAUGUAUUCGUCGUCCCCAAAACAGCUAAGGGCAUUAUCCGGCCACCGAUCCGCGCCAAUGCAUUUUCUGCUGACACGUUAAUGAAAAAACAGAGUUCUAGCAUGAACGGUGAACUACAAACUUCGACGCGGAGACCUUUUGAAAGAAUAGUAAGUCAUCAGAUGGGCAGCUUUGUCGUCACACCUGGCCCAAAGCUUGCUCAGCAGAAUGUAGUAAUGAAGACGGCAUCACAAGAAACGAUAAGAUCAUCCGAAAUUCCAGGAUUUCGAUCGCUACCAGAGUCUGCUACUGUGGAGCAACCACCGUACUUACCAAAGAAUUCUACUCAAGAGCUCAUGGGUUCAAACCAACUGAAGAUGGGCAAGUCGGACCAAACCGUUGUAGAUCAAACAAACAUCAGCAGGAGAAAUCCGCCUACAGUUGGAUCGGCAAUUCAACCGCCCUUCGUCCAUCAGCCUCCUACUGGACAAAUCAUCAAUAGAUCGAACAUAAAUAGAAGGAAGCAACAACCAUCGAGGAUGCCAUUCAGGCGUCCGAACAGAAGAACUGUAAAAAGAUCAGUGAGCCCCAGACUGUCACCUGUUCAACUCGACACCAGCAUCCAAAAAAGAACAGUAAAGAGAAUAAAUGCUGCCACGAAGAUGCAGCUAAACAAUUAG